Molecule: messenger RNA, 1522 nt
Organism: Panonychus citri (citrus red mite)
Lineage: Eukaryota; Metazoa; Arthropoda; Arachnida; Trombidiformes; Tetranychidae
Product: cathepsin B-like cysteine proteinase 3
Exons: 4
Coding region: 413-1414 (333 amino acids)
Cellular component (GO): lysosome
Molecular function (GO): cysteine-type endopeptidase activity
Source: RefSeq, a predicted model, not a curated record
GAUUCUCAAUCAAAUCAUAACUGCUCAUUAUUUUGACAUUUAUGACCAGAGGAAAGUAAAUCACAAAGCUCAAUGAUCAUCAUUAACAAAUAGCAACAAUUAAGCAGUCUAUUGGCCUUAAUUUUACAGUAAUUAAUAGAAUCAAUCAACGAUUAACACAAUUAAGGGACAAAGUUGAACAAUUUCGAGGCUCGAUAAUAAUUCACUCCUAUUUAUUAUAAACAUUUUCUAUUAUGAAAUUAAUAACAAAUUCCCAAUAGAAAACACCCUUCGAGCUGAUUAUCUCGUGAAUUUUCAUUUAAAUCAAUUUAAAUUUGAAACAGAAUUAAGUUGCUAAUCAGUUCUAAACAAAGAAGACAUCGAGUUGAACUGAUCAUAAAAUCAUUAAAUUGUUACAAUUAAAUUAAACUUGAUGGCGAUGAAAGUUGCAAUUGUUUUAUUGUUUAUCGUGAGUUUUACUUAUGGAAAAAGUUUAUCCUCGGACAAUUUUGAUUAUACUUCAGAUGAUUUAAUUGACUAUGUUAACUCACUGAAUACAACAUGGAAAGCUGGUAAAAUCUUCAACGAUCAACUAAUGAACCAAGGUGGUAGUUUGAUGGCACCAGAAGACUUGAUUAAAUCAAAAUCCAAUCUGGUUAACAAUCAAGAUGUCGAAAUUGAUUUUCCUGAACAUUUCGAUGCUCGUGAAGUUUGGCCUAAUUGUGAUUCCAUUGCAACAAUUAGAGACCAAGGGGGCUGUGCAGCAUGUUGGGCAGUUAAUACAGUCUCGGUAAUGUCUGAUCGACUUUGUAUCAAAUCAAAUGGUACAAUUAACGUCCAAUUAUCAGCGGAAGAAGUGAUCAGUUGUUGUGAAGAUUGUAAUUUAGGUUGUGGUAAAGGUGGAUAUGUCACCAAAUCAUUUUCGUACUGGAUUAAACAUGGAAUCGUCACCGGUGGAUCAUAUCAUGGUGACGGUUGUUAUCCUUAUGAAAUUAAACCUUGUUAUAAAUCAAAAACUGGCAAAAUUGCUUGUGAAAAGACAACUCAGACUCCUGAAUGCAGAAAUGAAUGUGCCUCAGGGUAUAACAAGAAUUUCACUCAAGACAAAUACUUUGGUGAAAAGUUUGACAACUUAUGGGGAAUGAAAUCCAUCAUGUUGGACAUAAUGACCAAUGGUCCAGUUGUCGCUCAAAUCAAACAAUAUCGUGAUCUACGAAGUUAUCAAUCAGGUAUUUAUCAACAUGAAACUGGUGAAAUGCUUGGUUAUCAUUCUGUCAAAUUAAUCGGUUGGGGUAAUGAUCAAGGUGUCGAUUACUGGCUAGUUGCUAAUUCUUGGGGAACUUAUUGGGGUGAAAAAGGUUUUUUCAAAAUCAAACGUGGUCACAAUGAAGCUGAUGUUGAACACAAUGUAUUUACUGGUUUACCUAAAUUGUAAUCUAAUCAAUUAAAUUGUCAUAGUAAAAUUCAACAAUCAUAACAAUUUUGGGCACUUGAUUGUAUUGUGUUUAUAAUUAAACAAUAGUAAUUUUUUGAUUAUGUUAAA